This is a messenger RNA of Papaver somniferum (opium poppy), 525 nucleotides long. Its product is annotated as mRNA turnover protein 4 homolog. Gene Ontology annotation, cellular component: nucleolus; preribosome, large subunit precursor. NCBI's taxonomy places the organism in Eukaryota, Viridiplantae, Streptophyta, Magnoliopsida, Ranunculales, Papaveraceae. The coding region runs from base 1 to 525 and encodes 174 amino acids. Gene Ontology annotation, biological process: rRNA processing; ribosomal large subunit biogenesis; nuclear-transcribed mRNA catabolic process. Gene Ontology annotation, molecular function: RNA binding. The record is from RefSeq and is a predicted model, not a curated record. The transcript has 6 exons.
AUGAAAGAACUAAAGGCUGAAGAAGAGCAAAAGUUCUGUUGGUUUUCUUGCAAGGUUUAUAUUGGACGUAAUAAAUAUUUGUCAAAGAUCAUAGGAGUGACUCCAGAUAAAGAACUCAAACUUGACCUACAUAAAAUUGGAAUUGAACUUGAUGGCACUGAUGAUUCUGGUCUUCUUCUGACCAACAAAACCAAAGAAGAAAUAUUCAGUAAGUUUCGCGAAUAUGAAGAAUUCGACUUUGUAAAGCCAGGCAACACACCAAUGAGAACGGUGGUGUUUGAGAAAGACCAGGUGCUGCCUUUACCUAUCUCUUCAAGUGCAAGGAAACUGUUUCCCGCCUUACGGCGCCUAAAAAUGCCUGUUAAACUGACUAAUGACCAGUUGAUACAGCUGACAGAAUAUUAUGUUGUUUCUGAAGAGGGAAAACGUGUGACAGAAAAUGCCUCUAAAAUUCUGGUUGGUGUUGUUGUACCCUUUAUUAUAUGUUUAUUACAUGACCUUGGCUUAGAGGAUGCAUUAUGGUGA